This is a messenger RNA of Ochotona curzoniae (black-lipped pika), 2063 nucleotides long. It is a transcript of the gene TMEM50B, whose product is annotated as transmembrane protein 50B. Lineage: Eukaryota; Metazoa; Chordata; Mammalia; Lagomorpha; Ochotonidae. The record is from RefSeq and is a predicted model, not a curated record. The coding region runs from base 145 to 621 and encodes 158 amino acids. Gene Ontology annotation, biological process: late endosome to vacuole transport via multivesicular body sorting pathway; protein targeting to vacuole. The transcript has 7 exons.
CCCGGCUCUGAGGUGGAGCGGAGGACGCCGCGGCCCCGCCAGCCGCGGCCCGCUUCCUCCCCGCGCGCGCACGCACGCACGCCGGGGCGUCGGAGGAAGCCGGAAUACAACAUUUAAUGAAAAACCCAUGCUUAAGGUGUGAACAUGGCGGGCUUCCUGGACAAUUUCCGCUGGCCGGAAUGUGAGUGUAUUGACUGGAGCGAGAGGAGGAACGCCGUGGCGUCCGUGGUGGCCGGCAUAUUGUUUUUCACAGGUUGGUGGAUAAUGAUAGACGCUGCUGUUGUGUAUUCCAAGCCGGAGCAGUUGAACCACGCCUUUCACACGUGCGGGGUGUUCUCCACGCUGGCUUUCUUCAUGAUAAAUGCAGUGUCCAACGCGCAGGUGAGAGGGGACAGCUAUGAAAGCGGCUGCUUGGGAAGGACGGGUGCUCGUGUGUGGCUCUUCAUCGGGUUCAUGCUGAUGUUCGGGUCCCUCAUCGCUUCCAUGUGGAUUCUUUUUGGUGCCUACGUUACCCAGAAUAUUGAUGUGUAUCCAGGACUAGCUGUGUUUUUUCAAAAUGCACUUAUAUUCUUUAGCACUCUGAUCUACAAAUUCGGAAGGACUGAAGAGCUGUGGACCUGAGGUUGCCGCAUCAAUCCUGUUUUCCUUUUGUUAUAUUCUAUUUGUAGAUAAGUUUUUAUUUCCCCAUAUGAUUUACACAUUGCCAAAUGGAUUCGACUGUGCACUGAGUUUUGUUUCUUGACACUUUUAUGCCCUGAGUUUUGAGACAGUUUUAUGAACCCUGUUCUUUUUUGUUUUUAAUCAACCAGACUGUUGAUAUGUACAUAUUGUCUAAGACCAUUGAGGCUGGCUGAUGACUGUCCAUUCCUAAUGCCCAAGACUGGACGCUGGGUCUCUUCCCUGGGCUGGGCCGCCCCGUCGUGUGGUCCCUGAGGGGACCGCUCUGAUGUCUGUCUCUGCUGUCUGAAGCUGGGCAGCAACUGUUGCCCUGUGCAUCCAGAAUAAGCCCAGAGCUGCUUCAAAAAAAAAAAAAAAAAAAGGUAUUUUUUAUUUUGGCUUAAAAAAAAAGAGGAUUUUUUUUUUUAAGGAAAAAAGUCUGUCCUUAUGUAUUAAAGAAGUGGACUUUUAUAUGAAGAUUUAAAAAAAAAUGUCUGAAGGACUGUCUCUGAAGACCUCUUUUAAAAGGAGUUCCUCUAACGUGACAGUGCGUGACCAGGGAUAACCUGCGGUGAAGGGCGCAGAGCUUCUCUUGGCUGAUGCGUGGGUUCCGAGUGGGCACUCAGCGGCUGCCUCUCCGAGGAGCAGCUCCCGCAGUCCUGCGGCCGCCGUGCUGUGCAGCCUGUCCUCCUCCUCUGACGUGAGCCAAUCGCGAGCACGCGGGAGACCCCCGCAGUCCUAAAGCAUGCCUCCUGUGACGAAAAGGGGAAUCCUUGCAGAAGGGAGCGAGUAUGAGCCUGUUCACAAUAAAUUAGGCAUUUCGUCCUCUUAGUUACGACUGCAGGUCUCCCUUUGCUGUAGCUGGCAAGCGUGGUGUGAAUGUUCCUGUGAAAUAGACCUGCGGUGUGGAAGUUCACACUGCAAUCAGAAGCGUCAUUUGCUGCAUUUGCAAUCCUGUAUUUGCGCCCUUGGUAUCGCUGGGUGCUUUGAUCGCUACUGUUGCUAUCCAGAGUUUCAUGUUGCACUUUGUGCUGGGAGCUUUGACCAUGGGACAUCUCUGGGCGCUGGUGUGGCGCUCCCACACAGCCUUGGCCUGCAGCCAUCUCCUCGCAGAGGGUCACCUGCACAGACUAUGAAGCGAUUGCCGAGUGCUGUGCCUUUGUCCACAUGCCAUCUUGUUCGAUUACUUUUGUCUUUGUUGUUCCUUUUUACUCAAAAUUAUUGUCUUGCAUCCAACAAACUGUAAGAUUAAUUACUUGUUUCCACUGUCGUAACCUGUUGCAGUAAAUGUUAUUUCUGUUAUAUGCUAAUAAUAUUACUGAGUCCUUUGGAGAAAAUGAACUAUAAAAUUGGUUUGCCAUUCAUUUUUCCAUUAGUCAGUUAGACUUGAUUAAAGAAACACUUAU